Messenger RNA from Malaclemys terrapin pileata, 2353 nucleotides. It is a transcript of the gene TMEM101, whose product is annotated as transmembrane protein 101. The transcript has 4 exons. Bases 25 to 798 code for a protein of 257 amino acids. NCBI's taxonomy places the organism in Eukaryota, Metazoa, Chordata, Testudines, Emydidae. The record is from RefSeq and is a predicted model, not a curated record. Gene Ontology annotation, biological process: positive regulation of canonical NF-kappaB signal transduction.
CCGGCCGGGCUGCCCCGCACUAAGAUGGCGGCGGCCGGGGCUCGGCGGCGGCGGUUGUUGCGGCUGCUGAUGCAGCUCGGCUCGGUGCUGCUCACGCGCUUCCCCUUCUGGAACUGCCUCAGCGCCCUCAUGCUCUUCGCGGAGCGGGCCGACGCCCGCAGGAAACCUGACAUCCCCGUCCCGUAUCUGUACUUGGACAUGGGGGCAGCGGUGUUGUGUGCCAGCUUCAUGUCCUUCGGGGUGAAGCGCAGGUGGUUUGCACUGGGAGCUGCUCUUCAGCUAGCAGUCAGCACGUAUGCGGCGUAUAUCGGGGGCUAUGUGCACUACGGUGAUUGGUUGAAGGUGAGGAUGUACUCACGAACUAUAGCUAUCAUUGGUGGGUUCCUGAUCUUGGCGAGUGGGGCUGGUGAGAUCUAUCGUCAGAAGCCACGGAGCAGGUCUCUGCAGUCCACCGGGCAGGUCUUCCUCGGCAUCUACCUCAUCUGCGUGGCCUAUUCCCUCCAGCACAGCAAAGAGGAUCGUCUGGCUUACCUCAACCACAUCCUAGGUGGCGAGAUCACCCUGCAGCUACUCUUCAUCCUCUAUGGGGUGCUGGCCCUGUCAUUCCUGUCCGGUUAUUACAUCAGCACGGCCGCCCAGAUCCUCUCGGUGAUCCUGCCCCUGGUCAUCCUGUUCAUUGAUGGGAACCUCGGCUACUGGCAUGACUCCCGGCGCGUCGAGUUCUGGAACCAGAUGAAACUCAUCGGGCAGAACGUUGGUAUCUUCGGGGCUGUCAUCAUCUUGGCCACGGAUGGUUGAGAUGGGACAAGUGGGGGCAGAUAGGACAGGCCUGGGGGAGGGCUCUGCAGUUCGGGGGAGGGGAUGGGAGUAGGUUUUUUUAAAAUCACCAUUAUUUAUUCUUUUUUACUACUUUUAAAAAAUUCCUAGUUGAUUUUUUCCCAUUGACGGGCCAGGGGACUCGGUGGCUGCCUUUCUUGAGCACGUUAGUCCUUCAUUGCACUUUGACAGGUGUUUUAAGCACAGCCCUAUAGCACCUCACUCUUCUGGCUCUGUGUAGCAGCAAAGGGGACAUUGUAGAACAGCUGCCCACAGGGUCAGACUAGCUCAGUGGGUGUGUGAGCAGCGUAAUUCCUCUGCGGAAAGGAGGAGUGGAUCCUGGAAGCUUGGGAGUCCCCCUGGGGAGCCAGAUGAUUGGUUACUGGAAAGAUGCCAACAAUGAACUGAAUGGGGGACUUCAAAGCCACCCCUUCAUCGUCUGUGGUGAACUCUGCACAUUGGUUGCAAUGUGUGGGGUGUGUGGGGACCAUUGUGUGUGUAUGUGGUGGGUGGGGACAACGGUAGUAAUAAUCUAGCUCUUAUUUAGUGCUUUGCAUCAGUAGAUCUCAAAGCGCUUUACAAAGGAGGUCAGUGUCAUCAUCCCCAUUGUACAGAUGGGGAAACCGAGGCACAGAGCGGGGACUUGACUUGCCCAAGAUCACCCAGCAGGCCAGUGUCCAAGCCAGAGUAACCGUCCUCCAUUCGUUACUUAAGCUGGUUCUCACUGUGCUUCUAACUAUUGCCUGUGGAAUUUCAUGGGGUUACAAAGGAACCCUGCUCCCCGAAAGGAUGCAGUGCUGUGGAGAGGAGCGAUUUCAAAGGGGAACAGCCCUCAAUGCUCUUGAGAGGGAGAAGGAAGCUGCUUCGGAGAUGAGAAGGGAAUAAUUUUGCCUCUUGCCCCGCUCCCGCUCUGUGUGCAUCCGUCCAUGCUGCCUCCCGUCCAUCAAUGGAGCAUGCAUGUGAAUCAGUUGUGCAUUGGCUUGUCUCCUAGCACAGCCCGAUGGAGGGAGCAGAUGGACACUGCUUUACAACCGGACAAUCCUGCCUGCCAAAGCCUGGAGGAAUGAACAGUAGAGAGGGGAGCCGCUACCUGUCCCCCCAAGAGAGGUGGAAUUUCCAGAGUGCUGGGGUGGAGUGAGAGUGAGGAAGGGAAGCUUGAAAGGGGGGAAAAGUCCAGUUCCCAACCCUCUGAGGAUCCCAUGUCUUACAACCCUGGUCAGGGUUGUCAGGGACAGGUUGGGAGACUGCGCUCCAUGUUGUAAGGUGACAUGCUGCCCAGAGACAACUUGCCUUUGCCCCCUGAGGGCCUCCUGCCCCCAGGUUUGGUUUGCCCUUUGCUGCGGGGCUAGCUAGCAUGCAGGAUCUCUCUAGCUCUAGUGCCCUGCCCGCCUAAGGAGAGCGCUCAAACACGGUCAUUGUCUCAACUGCCUAGAUCAAGCCGUCCACUUGGAGCUGCUGUUGCGUCUUCCCUUUUCUCUAAACCACUUUCCCCAUCAUGUAUUUCUGAUGAUUAAAUGAGAAAAGGCUUUUAACUCCA